CUACUACCAUCCAAGCUAUCUAUUUAAAAUUAAUCAGAAUCAUACACGGAAUAUUUUAGAGCACAAACAAUAGAAAACGAAAUGAAAUUUAAAAAGUUUGCCAUUAUCUUUUUUGCUAUUCUGUUGCUACUAAUUUGGUGCACUCAUGUGUUUCCGGGGAAGAACGAAGACCCCGAGAAGGAGGUUCAACUUCCUGUACUUGUAAAGGAAGUAGUGGAACAGCCAAUUCUCGUUAAAUACGUAACUCGAGAUUUUCAGGAAGAGAAAAUGUUCCAAUUUCAUCAACGGCUUUUGGCUCUAAUAGCGACCUCUAGGCCGCCCAGAAAGCCCUUUCCAGCUAAAGUGGCCCAUUAUGUGGAAAAGUCGAUAUAUGAUUUGAGCGAAAGAACAAAUCGACGAUUGAUGACCGAUCCAACUGACAGAUUCUUUGUGAACGACAAAAAGUGCCAAAUACCAUUUGCAGAUCCUUUCUCCCCGGCUGUAAUGGAAAUCCUUCAACAUGUAGAGUUAAAGAAGUGCAGCAAUGAAUCGGGUAUUAUAUCGCUAAGAUAUGAUCAAAAACUAAAGAGAUAUAGGGUUCACGUUAACACCGUUUUGAUGGUGAAAAUAGCUCCAAAUAUUACAAAGUUCAGCUGCCACUAUCGAGAGUUUGUUAACAAUAAUGGGGAUCCAUAUUUCACUGUUUCUCAAAGGAGUUUCCAGCAGGAUGCUCUCCUGAAACCCAACAUUAGCGGCAUCUUAGUGGAAUGUCACGAUGCGAGAAACAAUGAGAAUAUUGUGCAGCAGAAUGCCUUUCCUCUGGUCCAGGUUUUCAACAAGAGCACUCGUAUUAAAAGCCAUCCUCUGGAUAGGCAACCCAGUGUGAUAAUCCUGGGAUUGGAGAGUCUGUCGAGAAUGAAUUUCCAACGGACUAUGCCGAAAACGGCGGAAUUUGUGCGAAAACCAAACUGGUUUGAAAUGCAGGGCUACAACAAGGUAGGGUAUUCUACGGCCGAAAACCUCUGUGCCGUAUUUGCUGGAACGAAGAGAAAAGAGGAGUGUAUCGAGCGGUUACCAUUGAUUUGGAAGGAGUACAGAAUGGCUGGAUACUCUACGGCCUUUGGGGAGGACACCACUGAAGCAUCAUUUCCCUUCGAGAUACCCGCCGAAUUUGAACUUCAAUCUCUGCUUUCAGCCCUAUCCACGUUCAUGAACAUAGUUUAUAGAUUUGGCAUUAAAUAUUGUGUUGGCAGACAUCUGAUUUUUGACCACCUGUCCAACUUUUGCCUUCAGUUCACACAAAGAUUAGUCCCAGAACUGGAUCAGCCAGCGUUCGGACUAUUUUGGAGCUCUUCCUUCACCCGGGAAUACCACUUUGCGUCCACCAGUCUGGACAAUCGGUUCGUAAAGCAUUUGGAGCUGAUGGAAAAGAACCAGGUAUUCGACGACUCAAUUGUGAUACUGGUGAGUGAUCAGGGAUAUCAAACAGGAGAGCUGGCCCGUUUGCCUGAUGGCUUCCUGGAGCAGCGUCUGCCCUUGCUGCACAUCCAUUUGCCGGUCUGGUUCCAGAUGGCCUAUGAGAACUUUACGGCAAAUAUGAAGAUGAACCGCGAACGCCUCACUUCGCCCUACGAUCUGCACAUGACCCUGCGACACAUCCUGCAACUGAAUGCCACCACCCACGAGGAGCUAGUCAAACAGCCAUCGGACAUGGAGCUCUGCAAUUCAAGUAGGUCAUUGUUCCAUCCAUUUCCCAAGGAUCGGGGCUGCGAGGAGGCCUGCAUUGAGCCACACUUCUGCACCUGCCGUGAAUUCGUUCCUCUGCCCCACGAUCGAAUCGCCUUCGAUUUGGCGAGGAGAUUCUUGUUCCACACGAACUCGUAUAUGCUGAUAAAGGGCCUGAACCAAUUCUGCCAGAGACUGUUGGUCUCGGGCAUCGACUAUUUCGAGCGAAAGUUGGGGCCUGAGACCAAAAACGGCAUUAGUACCUUCCGCAUAGGGAUUAAGACGGAUCCGGAAACUGGAGUAUACGAGGCCACUGUUCGAUUUAACGUCCAUACGUCCCAAAUGGGCAGGGUCAAAUGGGAGGACGUGAGUGCCCUGCACAACAUCAAGAACCAAUCGCAGUGUAUCGACCACGAAAUUGGCAAAAAGUUCUGUUUCUGCUACCCAAAGAACUUGGACGAGGAAAUGAUCCAUUGGAAAAACAUGACAGCAAAAAUAAUGGAGAAAGAUGAAACAAGAUAGGAUUGUGACUCUUUUAAAAUUCACUUCUAAAAAUGUAACAGUUCUGCCAUUAAAGUGAU
This is a messenger RNA of Drosophila bipectinata, 2285 nucleotides long. RefSeq lists its product as uncharacterized. The record is from RefSeq and is a predicted model, not a curated record. NCBI's taxonomy places the organism in Eukaryota, Metazoa, Arthropoda, Insecta, Diptera, Drosophilidae.